CCAGGGGCCAAGAUGGCCGCCGCCAGGACUCCGGCGGCCUCGUUCCCGGCUGGCUCUUCUUGCCCCGAACAAAGGUGGCGGUCGGAAGUGCGCUGUGGCUGCUUCGCCUCCUUCCCGUCCUCCCUCGCCUUCUGCCUGCCGACUGGGAGCUGAGAGGAUGGCGGCGGGAACAGCAGCAGCAGCGGCAGCAGGAGGAGCAGGAGGGGCGGCCGAGGUGGAGUACGAGUCCAUCCUCUGCGUGAAGCCCGACGUCAGCGUCUACAGGAUCCCCCCGCGGGCCUCCAAUCGGGGCUACAGGGCCUCUGACUGGAAACUGGAUCAGCCAGAUUGGACAGGACGACUCCGCAUAACCUCUAAAGGCAAAGUAGCCUAUAUAAAACUAGAAGACAAAGUUUCAGGAGAGCUUUUUGCCCAAGCACCAAUAGAUCAAUAUCCUGGCAUUGCUGUGGAGACGGUGACUGAUUCCAGCCGGUACUUUGUCAUCCGGAUUCAAGAUGGCAAUGGACGAAGUGCUUUUAUCGGCAUUGGUUUUGGAGACAGAGGGGAUGCCUUUGACUUCAAUGUGUCCCUGCAGGAUCAUUUCAAGUGGGUGAAACAAGAGUCCGAAAUCUCUAAGGAAUCACAAGAGACAGACAAUCGUCCCAAGCUUGACCUCGGGUUUAAGGAAGGACAAACUAUUAAAUUAAACAUUGGGAAUAUGCCAAGCAAAAGAGGUGGGCAACCCAAGCCGCGCACAACUGGAUCGGGAGGACUAAGCCUGCUCCCGCCCCCUCCUGGGGGCAAAAUUGCAUCUCCUCCUGUUCCUCCUCCUUCCUCAACUGCCAUUUCUAAUCAUGUGACACCUCCACCAGUGUUGAAAUCCAGCACAGUAGGGGACACAGCAUCAGAUAUUCUGCUAGACUUUGACUUGCCGCAUCCUGUUUCAAAUGUGUCUGUGCCUGCUGUGGUUCCAGCCACUACAGACUUGUGGGGAGACUUCAACACUGCAUCAAGCACAGCUCCCAACCAAUCUUCCCAGCCACCCAAUUGGGUCCAGUUCUGAAGAAUCUUAGUUAAAGAAAGAAGAAUGGACCAAUGACCAAGGCUCAAGGGGAUCCACAUCAGAUGGGCGUGAGCUGAUGCCCUUAGCUCCUCCAUCAGAAUAUGAUUUUUGGACAAUCCUCCUGGUUUUUUUGUUUUGUUUUUGUUUUUAAUGUCUGCAUUUGCAUUGGUACACAUAAUUUUCUCUCAUGGAACAGGACUGCAAAUACCUUAGGGGAAAUGCCCUGUGAUAAUGUUAGAAGAAUGGGAGAGGGGAGAGUGUACCUCCUGCUUCAUAAUUGCCACUGUGGAAAGGAAAAAAAACGGAUGCUGUGUUGGUUAGGAGAAGGCUGACCAGAUUUGGGGUUUCUAGCCGAACUUGGUCCCUUUCUGUCCUCCUUUUUGGCAUGGCAGGAAUGAUCUUGGCAGGGAGCCUGCAGGCAAUAGGGAACCCUGGCAAUUAUACUUGAUCCUUGUUUUUGUGUAGUAAACAAGGAGGGAAAAGAAAAGCCAUUCCUAAAGACGUAAUCCUGAAGCUGCCUUCUCUCUCUGGGAAAGGUUGCUUUGUCAUUUUAUGUUGAUGAUGGAACUAAUUCAACUCUUCCUCAGAUGUUAUUUCCCCCUUCUUAUCGGUGCAAGGGAAGUGGUAACCAGUCUGUGUAUCAACCUUUGUAUGGUGCAGUUUGACUUAGCUCACCGUUGUUUCACUCUGAAUGCACACUACAAAUCUCCCUGAUUCCCCCACCUUUCCGGCAAUGAAGGUACUUCGCAAUUAUUUAAAACUGGAAAUGUGUAAGAAAUGUCCCUAGAACGUGUAACCCCACCCCUUGCCUUCCAUUUUCUCAUAAAACAAUAAUAGAACAGUUUGGGUUCUUCUAGAAAUCCUCUGAGGAGGUUGUGUGGAUUGGGGCACUGACUCUUGACACCAAUUUUAUGUAUAUUUUGACACUUUGGAUAUAA
Anolis sagrei ordinatus is the source of this 1980-nucleotide messenger RNA. It is a transcript of the gene NECAP1, whose product is annotated as NECAP endocytosis associated 1. NCBI's taxonomy places the organism in Eukaryota, Metazoa, Chordata, Lepidosauria, Squamata, Anolidae. Gene Ontology annotation, biological process: endocytosis. The record is from RefSeq and is a predicted model, not a curated record. Gene Ontology annotation, cellular component: clathrin vesicle coat; membrane.